AUGUCCGGUGAGGCGUCCUCAUACGACGCCCUGAUCGUAGGGGCAGGCUUCUCUGGUAUCUUUCUCCUAUAUCAUCUUAGGAAGAUUGGCCUCAAAUGCAGAAUAUACGAAGCCGGCACUGGUCUAGGAGGAACCUGGCAUUGGCACACUUACCCAGGUCUCCGCGUUGACUCCGAAGUCCCUGUUUACGAGUACUCUGCCCCAGAGCUGUGGUCUGGUUGGACGUGGACAGAAAAGUAUCCUAAUGGAGAAGAGAUCCUUAAAUAUUUCGAUCAUGUCGACCAAGUGUGGGACAUUAAAAAGGAUGUCGAGUUUGGCGCCAAAGUUGUUGGUGCCCAAUUUAACAUGCAGAACAAUAACUGGGACGUGGAAACUGAAGAUGGACGCACUACACACUGCAGGUUCCUUCUUCUUGCUACCGGAUUUUGCGCCAAACGAUAUGUCCCAGAUUAUAAAGGGUUAGACUCCUUCAAAGGCAUAAUGUGUCACUCCGCAGACUGGCCUCGAGAGGGCGUAGAUGUCAAGGGGAAGAGAACAUCAGUAAUUGGGACUGGAGCCACGGGUGUCCAGUUAACCCAAGCACUAGCGAAGGAGUCUGGUAGCUUGGUUGUGUUCCAGAGGACUCCUAACCUAGCACUUCCUAUGCGCCAGGGGAAGUUGUCCCGUGAAGAACAGGAAGACAAAAAGAAGAAUUACGAAAAAUUCUUCAAAAACAGAGAGACAACCUUUUCUGGCAUGAGAUAUGAUUUUUCUGGUAGAGUCGCUACGGCGGAGUCUGACGAUGAGCGAGAAGCACACUUCGAGAGCCUAUGGGAAAAUGGUGGAUUUGAGUUCUGGGUAGGCACUUACUCAGAUAUCCUGUUUGACCCCAAGGCGAAUCGUUACGCAUACGAUUUCUGGGCAAAAAAGACACGAGCGAGGAUAAAUGAUACCAGAAAGAAAGAUAUAGUUGCGCCAUUGGACCCACCACAUGCAUUUGGGACGAAACGACCUUCACUCGAAGAAGACUACUAUGACAUGAUCGACAGACCUAACGUUGAUGUCGUAGACAUUAGAAAAAAUCCCAUUGCUGAAAUUAAACCAGACGGCAUUCUCCUCAGUGACGGUACUUUCUACCCUCUGGAUGUGAUUGCUCUUGCUACAGGUUUCGACGCAGUGACCGGAAGUAUGACAAACAUGGGACUCCGUGAUAUUGAUGGCAAACCUCUCAAAGAGGCCUGGAAAGAUGGAGCAAUGAGCUAUCUCGGCAUGUGUAUCAAGGGCUACCCAAAUAUGUUUUACCUGUAUGCCACCCAUGGCCCGACCGCGUUUAGUAAUGGGCCGUCAUCAAUUGAGAUCCAGGGACGUUGGAUUGUGGAAGUGAUCAAGAGGAUACUUGAGAAUGGUUGGAAGAACAUACAGCCCACAGGCCGGGCGCAGGAAGAGUGGAAAAACAAGGUCAAUGCAGUGUCAAACGCCACUCUUCUUCCACUGACUGAUUCGUGGUAUAUGGGUAUGAACAUCCCGGGCAAGAAGCGCGAGCAACUCAAUUAUGCUGGUGGCCUUAAGCAGUAUGAAUUAGAAGGCCAGAAUGCAUUGAAGACAUGGGAUGGGUUUGCGGUAGCUUGA
Molecule: messenger RNA, 1608 nt
Organism: Trichophyton benhamiae CBS 112371
Lineage: Eukaryota; Fungi; Ascomycota; Eurotiomycetes; Onygenales; Arthrodermataceae
Product: steroid monooxygenase, putative
Exons: 2
Coding region: 1-1608 (535 amino acids)
Molecular function (GO): N,N-dimethylaniline monooxygenase activity; NADP binding; flavin adenine dinucleotide binding
Source: RefSeq, a predicted model, not a curated record